GAGGCUUGCCUAGCGCACAGAGCUAUAUCACAGCGUUAACAGGCAGCACAGAGCGUCAUUUCAACUCCAGUCACUGACAGACGCAUCUCACGGCUGCCUUCACAAGACACACAUGCGCCAGUUCUCGACGAAGGGACACACCGACGACCCGCAUACUUAGUGGUCCCCAGUCACCUGCUAUUAGAGACACUUUCGGCUUUUCCUCUGCUGGGAGACGCUUGGUAAAAGUCCUCCAUGAUGCUCGGAGCAGUUAAAAUGGAAGGACACGAACACACCGACUGGAGCACCUACUACGGAGAGCCUGAGUGUUACACCUCCGUUGGCAACAUGAACACCGGCCUGGGAAUGAACUCGAUGAACACCUACAUGAGCAUGUCCGGCAUGAACACCUCCGCCAACAUGACCGCCAACUCCAUGAACAUGUCAUACGUCAACACGGGCAUGAGCCCCUCUAUGACCGGCAUGUCACCGGGCACCGGAGCCAUGAACGGCAUGGGUGCAGCAGGUAUGACAGCCAUGAGCGCAGCGCUGAGCCCCAGUAUGAGCCCCAUGACGGCGCAGCCCGCGUCUAUGAACGCGCUGACAUCUUACACCAAUAUGAAUGCCAUGAGCCCCAUCUACGGACAGUCUAACAUAAACAGGUCCAGAGACCCCAAGACCUACCGCAGGAGCUAUACGCACGCCAAGCCGCCAUACUCCUACAUCUCCCUGAUCACCAUGGCCAUCCAACAGUCCCCCAGUAAGAUGCUGACACUGGCUGAGAUCUACCAGUGGAUAAUGGAUCUCUUCCCUUUUUACCGGCAGAACCAGCAGCGCUGGCAGAACUCCAUCCGCCACUCUCUGUCCUUCAAUGACUGUUUCCUCAAAGUGCCCAGGUCUCCGGAUAAACCAGGGAAAGGCUCAUUUUGGACUCUCCACCCUGACUCCGGGAACAUGUUUGAGAACGGCUGCUACCUGCGGAGGCAGAAGCGCUUCAAGUGCGACAAGAAGUCCAUGAAGGAGUCCGGCCGUAAAGGCGGAGACGGCGGCUCCUCCAACAGCAGCUCAGAAAGUUGUAACGGCAACGAGUCCCCGCACUCUAACUCGUCCUCCGGCGAGCACAAAAGAUCCUUGUCGGACAUGAAGCCGGGUCAGGCCCUGAGCCCGGAGCACGCCGCCGCCUCCCCGGUGUCGCAGGGGCAGCACCUCAUGUCUCAGCAUCACUCAGUCCUGGCGCACGAAGCGCACCUGAAGCCGGAGCACCACUACUCCUUCAACCACCCGUUCUCCAUAAAUAACCUCAUGUCUUCGGAGCAGCAGCACCACAAAAUGGACCUAAAGACUUACGAGCAGGUGAUGCAUUACUCCGGCUAUGGCUCCCCCAUGGCCGGGGCUCUUUCCAUGGGCUCCAUGGCGGGAAAAGCCGGCCUGGAUUCUUCCUCCAUACCUGACACGACUUACUACCAAGGCGUUUAUUCCCGGCCAAUCAUGAACUCCUCAUAAACUCUUUCCCCGCCAUCCGAUGUGGACUUUCUCCCCCUGCAAUUUGUACAUUUGUAAAAAAAAUAUAGAGUUUGUGUACAAUAUGUAUUUCAAAUAUUUUUGACGUUUCCCACCGUUUUAGUUGUCGAGUUUGUUAGUAGCCUAAUUAUUUUGAGAGGAUGUUGAUAUUAAUAAUUAAAAGUAAUGAUAAUGUGACGAGAUCUGUUCAGAAGUCGGCUUCAGGAAAGGACCCAAAGACCAACAACAACUUUCUGUAAAAUAUUUCACAUCUGCAUAUCUGGAUUCCUAAAUGCAUUUUAAUGCCUCACAGGAUUUCUUCAAUCAUUUGUGUAAUUCUAUUUAUGGCUUGUAUAUGUGUAUUCUUGUAGUGACAAGAACAGAAUCUAUAUUAAAGUGUUAUUGGGUUUGUUUUCUGAA
Molecule: messenger RNA, 1899 nt
Organism: Labrus mixtus (cuckoo wrasse)
Lineage: Eukaryota; Metazoa; Chordata; Actinopteri; Labriformes; Labridae
Gene: foxa2
Product: forkhead box A2
Exons: 2
Coding region: 235-1482 (415 amino acids)
Biological process (GO): anatomical structure morphogenesis; cell differentiation; regulation of transcription by RNA polymerase II
Molecular function (GO): DNA-binding transcription factor activity, RNA polymerase II-specific; protein domain specific binding; RNA polymerase II cis-regulatory region sequence-specific DNA binding
Source: RefSeq, a predicted model, not a curated record